Messenger RNA from Ectocarpus sp. CCAP 1310/34, 1149 nucleotides. The record is from the annotation of a GenBank genome assembly. NCBI's taxonomy places the organism in Eukaryota, Phaeophyceae, Ectocarpales, Ectocarpaceae.
AUGGAGGCGGCUAUGAGCGGGCGGGCUGGAGAAGUCCGAAAGCACCGCGUGGCCGAUGAAUUUGACCUCUUCUUGCUGUCGUAUUCCGGCGGUGGCAAAGGGUGGGUUCACGCUUCCCCAGAUGAUGUAGUCGAUUGGUUUAGCUAUCUCGACUCCCAGGGCAAGGGGACGAAGUUGGUUCACGAUGCCACGUGUGCGGGAGUGGGGUCGAGCGAUCGCCGGAGCUGCUCCCCGGGCGCGACGUGCAAAAAGCGAUACGGCGCCGAGUCUCUCCGCAAGGGUUUCUACUCUAAGCUAAAGAUGGCGUAUAAGGAACAGCUGGGUAGAGGGGAUGACUGGAACCCCACCGUGGGGUCGGGUAAUCCGUGUGCGAGCCCGACGGUGGACGCGUACCUCACGUUCACCACCGAAGAGCAGAAGCGGGUAGGAGUAACCGCAAAACAGGCAGCACCCCUUCUGGAGGACACCCUCGGAGAGUUGCUGCCGCACAUGCGUCUGAGAGCGCUCGCUUCCGACUCUAUGGCGGAACGCAUAGCCAUCACUCGGGAUGUUGCCCUUUUCUCCCUUGCACACCAUUCUAUGCGUAGGGGGUUUGACCUCUCCUUUACGCUGGGGUCGCAGGUACUCCGGCUGCCGGAGUCGCGGGGGUUCAUUUUCAACUUCCUCUUCGGAAAGACGUUGCGGGCUUCGACCGAAGCCAUUGUCGUGCUUGCUAGCACGAACCGGGACGUAUGUGCCGUCAGAGCAGUGGCGGAGUACAUCCUAGCCGCACAACAGGUAGGGUGGGAUUUGUCAUCGGGCUACCUGUUCCCGUCGGUCCUGGACGAUGGUAGCCGGGGGAACUCGAAGCUGGUGGCGACCCAGAUGACAUCGUCCCUGCAGGCGCACCUCAGAGCGGCCAGCCUUCCCGCCCAUUUUUCCAUGCACUCGUUCCGAGUGGGGGGGUCGUUGAGUCGGUCCAUGGGGGGCUCCGCCAUAGAAGAGAUUAUGCAGAUCGGGGGUUGGAAAACGGAGUCCAUGGCGAAGUACUACGUAGAGCCGUCUUCCAAACGGCAGCGGGCAGCUAAUUAUACGGCCACCAACGAGGAGCCGUUAUCGCCAGCGUUCGAAACCGACUUCGCUGCCUGUGUUCGCCGUAAGCUGGCUUAA